Verticillium nonalfalfae is the source of this 1671-nucleotide messenger RNA. RefSeq lists its product as uncharacterized. Bases 1 to 1671 code for a protein of 556 amino acids. NCBI's taxonomy places the organism in Eukaryota, Fungi, Ascomycota, Sordariomycetes, Glomerellales, Plectosphaerellaceae. The record is from RefSeq and is a predicted model, not a curated record. The transcript is spliced from 7 exons.
AUGCCUGCAGGAUGGCCGACGAUUGCGGAGGCGGCUCAGACUGAGCUGUUGCAGCGGUUACCAGGGAAAUGGAGGAUUGAUCCCAAGCCAUAUGCUGGAUUGACCGACGUCACUCGGGUGCCGUUCACAUGCGGUAUCUUGACUGCAAGACAGAUCGCAAUCACAGAGCUCACUGUAACGGAGCUGUCUGGCCACAUCCGAACGCGGGCUCUGAGAGCCGUGGAAGUGCUUGAAGCCUUCGCUGCACGGGCUGCUAUUGCUCAUCAGCUGGUAUUUUGUCUCACAGACUGGUUCUACGAAGAAGGUCUCCGUCGUGCAAAGGAGCUUGAUGACAUUCUCGACAAUGGCGGCCAACCAUUGGGCCCGCUCCAUGGCGUCCCUGUAGCGCUCAAGGAUACUUACAGUGUAAAAGGCCACGUAACAACCCGCGGAUAUAUCGCCAACAAGGUCAAGUCAAACGUAUCAGAGCACGAUUCUGACGUUGUUCGAAUCAUCCGCGAGGCAGGCGCUGUCUUCUUCUGCAGGACUACCAUGCCCCAGACUGGAUUUGUCCUCGAGACGGUCAGUAACCUCUGGGGCCGCACGUUAAACCCUUUCAAUAGGCGGUUGGGCGCAGGAGGAAGUUCUGGUGGUGAUGGGGCCCUCGUGGCCAUGAGAGGAAGCCCAAUAGCACCGUCAUCGGACAUUGGUGGCUCAAUUCGCGCCCCGGCCGCCUUCAACGGGUUAUAUGCAAUUCGUCCAACAGCGAUGCGCGUUCCGAAGAACCUCUGGGAAGGCAGCAUGACAGGCCAAGUGUCGAUCAGGGACUCGGCAGGUCCCGUUUGUCACUCUAUCGACGACGUGCGUCUCUUCACCCGCCUCCUGGUCUCCAAUGAAGCAUCUCGAUACGACACCAAUGCGGUACCCAUGCCGUGGAGGCGUGUGACCAUACCGCAGAAACUUGCUGUUGGCAUCAUGAGGUGGGACCGCGUCGUGAUGCCUCAACCGCCGGUCUUAAGGGCGCUUGAUCAUACCAGGCGGGUUCUGCAGGAUGCUGGAUUUGAAGUGAUUGAUUUCGAACCUCCUUUUGACUGCUGGGAGCUAGCCAAAUGCAAUUUUGACAUCAACUUUCAGAUGGGCGGAGAAGACACGCUGAAGAGUGCCAAUGCGGGUGAAGAGCCUAUCAUCCCAGCCUUCGCUGACCUCCUCAGAGUGUACAAUGCCAGGUCUCUGUCGGCUUCUGAGGUCAUGAAGCUCAACCACCAGAUGAGAGCCUUCAAAGUCUUAUUCGCCAACGCAUGGGACCAGACAAAGGGCUCAACAAGAACUGGUCGCCCGAUGGAUGCGCUGAUAUGCCCCGUGGCUCCGUCGGCCGGGAUACCCCACGACUUUAACAUCUACUGGGGAUAUACAUGCAUGUACAAUAUCCUCGACUAUCCUUCCACGGUUUUACCAAUCCCGAAUUUCAAAAUCAGCCCGGAAGCUGAUCCGCCCAAUUCUGCGUACCGACCUACAGCCGCCAACCCGUACGAUGCGGCAAACCACGCCAUGUAUGAUCCGGCUUUGUUUUCAAACCAGCCGUCGACCGUUCAGAUUGUAGGAAGGCCUUACGACGAUGAAGAGCUCAUCGAAAUUACUGCUCUGGUGGAUCAAGAGCUUCAACGAGAGUCGAAACCAUUGCACAAGAUCUGA